Myxocyprinus asiaticus (Chinese sucker) is the source of this 4707-nucleotide messenger RNA. Its product is annotated as toll-like receptor 13. Gene Ontology annotation, molecular function: protein binding; transmembrane signaling receptor activity. Gene Ontology annotation, cellular component: membrane. Bases 163 to 3132 code for a protein of 989 amino acids. The transcript is spliced from 2 exons. The record is from RefSeq and is a predicted model, not a curated record. NCBI's taxonomy places the organism in Eukaryota, Metazoa, Chordata, Actinopteri, Cypriniformes, Catostomidae. Gene Ontology annotation, biological process: inflammatory response; toll-like receptor signaling pathway; immune response.
AGAGAAUCCCCUGUUUAAAAGUGAGUGAGAGUGUUAGAGAGACAGUAAUUUUUUUGCUAAAUCUGAGAAACAGGAAUGAUUUCACAAAGCUGCCUGUGUUGUGACUCUAAAUAUUGGAUUAGGUGCCAGCAAAAGAGGAAUUAUACUUUUUAAUGAAAAAAUAUGGCAGACUCUGUAUGUCAUAAACUGAUCCUAAGGGCAAUAUUAAGUAUAUGCUUUCUUAAAUCUGCCUUCAGCUAUGGUUUCAGAAGUUGCACAGAGAUCCCAGAUUCAAACCAUACAAUCUUCAGAUGUAUUAAUCGGCAAGAACCAGAUAUAAUUAACAUUGUAGAUGAUCUGCUUCCCACUGCAACAAACCUCACAAUUUCUCGAUGCAACCUUUCAGAAGUUCAGAAUAGAAGCUUCCAACAUCUGCCUAAUCUGAAUUCUCUGGUACUGGACUAUAACCACAUUGUUAAAGUUCACGAACAGGCUUUCCUUAACCUGACACAACUUCAGACUUUAAACUUGUCCUGCAAUGACAUAUCAUCUCUCCAACAUGUCUUCGAUGACUUGCAUAACCUCACAGAGCUGCUCCUGGGAAACAACAAGCUCAAUAAUAUUGAUACGUUCCUGUUUUCCAAUUUGAUAAACCUGAAGACUCUUGACUUUCGCCGGAACCACCUGAAUAACUUCUCAGUUUUGGUUCAAAGCAUAACAAACCUGUCCAGCUUGACAAAACUGGACCUUUCUUUUAACAGUCUGACAACUCUGCAUCAUUCCACCCGUCUGCCACGGUCGCUUUCCAUCCUCUACCUCAGUUAUAAUAAACUAUACACACUUGAAUGUGACAAGUCUUUCCUAAAAUAUGUCAAAGUGCUUGAUUUGUCAGACAAUAUACGACUUUCAUACAAAGCAUUUCAGGGCCUGAAUUUGAAGCACAUAAAGUUCCUGCACUUACGCUUCACCAACAUCUCUGCUAAAAAGCUUCUUAAUUAUACCAAAGUACCACCUUGGCACAUCGACUUCUCUGGUUUGAAAUUGAAGAAUGAUCAUUCAUUGUCCUCGCUGUGUUUUCUUUUGCAACACCACCACCCUAAUAAGAAACAAUUAUCUAAACUGAUCCUCCAGAGCAAUUCCAUAAGAUUUCUAAAAAACAAUACAUUAUCUUUUUGUCCCAAUGUGACUGAUGUAAUAGACCUCUCAAAGAAUGAGAUUAAGAACACGGGCUGCUUGCAGUUUCUGAAUGGACAGAGCCAACUGAAAAGUCUCAAGAUUGAACAUAAUCAUCUUACCAAACUGCCAUCCUGCAACAAAACAAAAAUUUUUCACAGUCUGAGAAACCUGAGCUAUCGAUACAAUCGUAUUCUACAGGUCAGUGGUUUCGCCUUCAGAAAUACCCCCAAAUUAACAAACCUUGAGCUAAACAUAAACAUCAUUGCCUAUCUAGACCAUAAAGCCUUAAGUGGGCUCAAAGAUCUCAUCACACUCCGUCUAGACAACAACCUCUUGACUGAUGUGUACAACGACAGCUUUAAAGAUCUUAUCAGCCUCAAGACACUUAACAUGCGCAACAACCAAAUAGCUGUGAUUUUCAAUUAUAGCUUUCAUACUCUUUCAAAUUUAACUAUUUUAGAUUUAGGUGGGAACAAGAUCACACAGCUGAAGCCACAUGCAUUUGAUGGGCUUCUUAGCUUGACCAAUCUCUAUUUAGACAGAAAUCGUCUGAAAGACAUUGACAGCAUGCUCUUUGGGAAACUUAAAACCACCCUAAAAGUGCUGGAUUUACAGGCUAACCACAUUCAAUACUAUACAGAACGUACACACUCUCCAUUCAUAAAUCUGACAAAGCUUCUUGAUCUGAAACUUGACGCACAGGAGCCAUAUGGCAUAACCUUGUUGCCUCGUGCAUUUUUUCGUGGCCUCAAAUCUUUAAGAAGUCUUUACCUCACCAACAACCAUAUCUCUGGAUUUGGUGCUGAAACAUUUGAUGACCUAACAAACUUGGAGUUUUUAACUCUGGAUAACUCAUGUGUUGGUAUAGCCCAACUAAAACCCGGUAUUUUCAAAAACCUUAAAAAACUGAAGUUAUUAUUUGUAGAGAACAUGGGCAUUAAAUAUUUCACUAAAGAGGUAUUUGGAAACCUCACAGGACUUAAGGUACUGCAUCUGAAUCGCAAUGCCAUGCUGUCUUUGGACACACACUUACUGGACAAUCUCCCCAAUCUGUCAUAUAUUGAUUUACGUAGUUGUCCUCUCAGUUGUGGCUGCCAAAAUAGUGAUUUACAGAACUGGAUUAAGAGCAACAAGCGACUCCAGUUUCCAUAUCUUUACAAUAUUACAUGCCAAGAUCACCCAGGGUCAUACUUUCACAACUUUGACACCAAUGUCUGUUAUUUGGACUUAGGACUCUAUCUAUUUUCCUCAACUUACGCAUUCACGGUUUUAUUAAUCUUAUUGCCACUUCUCUAUGUGAGACUUUACUGGAAAUUUAAGUACAGCUACUAUGUCUUUCGAUCAUGGUUUGGAGAACAGUGGCGUCGUUUACGGGACCAGGAGGAGAAAUACAAGUAUGAUGCCUUUAUUUCCUAUAACUCAGCAGAUGAAAAUUGGGUAAUGGAACAGCUUUUGCCAAACCUAGAGGGUUCUUUAUUUCGACUCUGUCUUCAUCACCGCGACUUUGAGCUUGGCCGUGAUAUUGUUGACAACAUUGUGGCUGCCGUAUACGGUAGUCGCAAAACAAUCUGCGUGGUCAGUCAGAGCUUCCUUCGCAGUGAAUGGUGCUCUUUGGAGAUCCAGCUGGCCAGCUACCGCCUCUUUCAAGAAAUGGAGGAUGUGCUUUUGCUGGUCUUCCUGGAGCCAAUUCCUGAGCGACAACUGUCCACUUACCACCGUAUGAGGAAGGUCAUGCUUAAAAAGACCUAUUUGCAGUGGCCUGGGUCAAAUUGUUAUGAUCCAGCCAGUGCAAAAGAACUGUUCUGGAGCCAGCUAAAGAGAGCACUAAAGAGCAGCAACACUGGAAGCCAAGAGGAGCAGAAGCUGAAGGAGGAGAAUGAUCAAAGGAGAGAGAGAGUGGGUGUGGGCAUACAUGGAAGAGAAUACUUUGUGAAUCAGACACAAAUAGAUGAUGAAGUAUAUUACCUGAUGCCCUGACUUACUACCUGGAAAUGUAUUUUUAAUCUGUACAGGUUGUUUAUUUGUUUUUUUAAUGCAAUGCCAGAUUCAAUUGCUAAUGUCUUGGUAAAAUCGGGUUAAAAUAUAAUAUUAGGUAAUAUGUACUCUGAAUUACUGCAAAUUCUGCAGUUAUAUAUUAACAAGCAUGUAAUAAUAAUAAUAAAAAUAGAAAAGAUACAAACUCACAGUAAGCAUUGUUGAAAUGUUAUGUCUUUGUGAGGUGAAAAUAUAAUAACUGUGAAACACAACAGGUGAAAUAGCUGAGACAUUUUUACUUUCACAAGAAUCUUGUUACUUUGACUCAUCAUUUCUGUGUGGGAUUGUAGUGGUUCAUUUAGGUAAACAGGAGGGGGAAAAUUCUUCCAGUCUUGUAUCCUACACUUCUUGAUGGAGGCUCCUCUGUCCAAGUCCUACUUAACAUCCUCUUCUAAUAAUUUCGGUGCAUGCCAUAGUUUGGGGAUGCAGAAAGGUCAUUAAACAUUAACUGUUAUACCAAAAUGUAGACAACUUAACCCUAAAAAGGGCAAUCAUAUAAAGGUACCUCUGAAAAUGAAUUAAUUGCUAUUUUUCAAUACAUUAGGGCCCACAUAAUACAGUUCCAUGUUUUUUCCUGAAAUAUUGUUUUUUUUAUUUUAUAGCAUGUAGAAAUCAUGAAAAUAACAUUGAAAAGAUAGGAGCAUUUGCUUCGAGGUCAGCUGCCUUCUCAAAAAAUGCUGCAUUUUUACUUGUAGAUAAAAAUUGUGAGUUGAUGCUGUGCUUCAUAUACACAGUUUCCUGUCCUCAGUAUUUGCAUGGACCCCCUUUUCAAUAUUUUUCACAAAAAUUUGGCCAACUCACUUUCCCCAGCCUCUUAAAUGUUUGUAUACCCCCAGGAUACAAAAACCUUUUUAGGGUAAUAAUCAGGGUUGGGAAGUUUACUUUUAAAAUGUAUCAGAAUACAUGCUGUAAAAUGUAAUUUGUAAUGUAUUGUGUUAGAUUACUCAAAGUAACAAUCUAAAUACUUUGAAUUACUUAUUCAGCACUGUUUUUUCACUGUUUUGACUAUAAAAAUCUGCCAGUACAAUAAGACAAAAUACAGUACACUAAUAUUACAAAUACAAUCUCUGAAAACUGUCCAAAUAUCUUAUGCAGUGUUGCUUCUAAAACAAGAUAAAGUAAAUGUAUCUUGUUCUAAGGAUUUUUAGAUAUACAAUACAAAAAUUCCCAUCAAGAUUUGUAUAUUUGCACUACAUCUUUGCCCUAAUAUCAAAUGUCUUACUAGAGAAAAUAAAAAGAUCUGAAUGUGGAUUUCGUGAUCCAAUUUUUUUUAAUCGUGCCUGGUAGGCGCAUGUAAAAGGGCUAGAAAUAGCAUUUUAGCUUAGCAUAAAUCUAAAUGUUCACAUUACAAUUUACACAAGAUUAAAUCUUUCUGCUGCUCAAAACGAUUGUUUGUAUGUGGAUUCUGUCUUUAAAAGCCGAAACAUAUUUCACGCAAGUACGCAAACGCAGAUGUGAGUGCUUGGCCAACGCAUGUCCAACGUGUGGUCCCGUUGUACAUACAUUACUCGAUUGUAA